Dioscorea cayenensis subsp. rotundata (Guinea yam) is the source of this 1167-nucleotide messenger RNA. Its product is annotated as probable prolyl 4-hydroxylase 9. NCBI's taxonomy places the organism in Eukaryota, Viridiplantae, Streptophyta, Magnoliopsida, Dioscoreales, Dioscoreaceae. The coding region runs from base 43 to 936 and encodes 297 amino acids. Gene Ontology annotation, biological process: peptidyl-proline hydroxylation to 4-hydroxy-L-proline. Gene Ontology annotation, cellular component: endoplasmic reticulum. The record is from RefSeq and is a predicted model, not a curated record. Gene Ontology annotation, molecular function: L-ascorbic acid binding; iron ion binding; procollagen-proline 4-dioxygenase activity. The transcript is spliced from 7 exons.
UCGUCAUUUGAGAAAGCAGCGAUCUCAGCUCUCUGGUCUCUCAUGAAGGGCGUUGGUCAUCAUCGAGAGAGGGCGCUAAUGGCGAUAGGGAGAACCAAGCUUGGGCUCCCUGCUGUCCUUUUUGGCUUCCUCUUCUUCAUUGCUUUGCUCUUGGGACCCGUGCUUUUCAUCUUCAAGGACUCAUCUGGGGAUGCGGCCUUGACGCGAUCCAGGCUGAUGGAGAUGAGCGAUGAUGAGACUGAGUUGCGAGCAAUGCCUCAUGGGUUGUCCGGAGAGUCUCAUGCCUCUUCAAUCCCUUUCCAGAUUUUGAGCUGGAAACCUCGUGCAUUGUAUUUUCCAAAUUUUGCAACGCCAGAGCAAUGCCAAAAUGUUGUAAAGCUUGCAAAGUCGAGACUUAGGCCAUCUACCUUGGCUUUACGAGCAGGUGAAACUGAAGAGGGUACCAAAGGAAUAAGAACAAGUUCAGGCACCUUUAUAAGCUCCUCUGAAGAUUCAACUGGGACCUUGGGUGAUAUUGAAAACAAGAUUGCAAGGGCUACAAUGAUUCCAAGAGAUCAUGGAGAGGCAUUCAAUGUUCUCCGCUAUGAGAUUGGGCAAAGAUACGCUUCUCACUAUGAUGCGUUUAACCCAGCUGAAUAUGGACCACAAAAAAGCCAAAGGAUAGCUUCAUUUUUAUUAUAUUUGUCUGACGUUGAGGAAGGGGGAGAAACCAUGUUUCCUUUUGAGGGUGGAUCAAAUAUGAAUAUCGGCUACGAUUAUGAAAAAUGCAUCGGCUUGAAGGUGAAGCCUCACCAAGGAGAUGGUCUUCUGUUCUAUUCACUCCUGACAAAUGGCACCAUUGACCCGACAUCACUUCAUGGCAGCUGUCCAGUGAUCAGAGGUGAGAAAUGGGUGGCAACCAAGUGGAUCAGGGAUCAAGGCCAAGGUUUCAUUUAAUUAACCUUUGUUCAUUGAUCUAAUUUCUUCACAUUUUGUAGGUAUUAAUUAAACUCUUUUGAUACUUUAUAUUUGUACAAAUUAGAGUAUUAGUUUAACCCAAUGACUCAAUCCAGAUGUUUCAUGGAUGCAGUCUUGAGUAAUAUGAUGUUUUUGUAAUGUAUUGGAUUAUUUUAGAAUUUUUAUUAUUUUAUGUGAGACUAUAAAUGAGUGUAAGAAAAUUUCUCUUUA